This is a messenger RNA of Mus pahari (shrew mouse), 1087 nucleotides long. RefSeq names its product mannosidase beta like (gene Manbal). Gene Ontology annotation, cellular component: membrane. The record is from RefSeq and is a predicted model, not a curated record. The transcript is spliced from 3 exons. Bases 88 to 345 code for a protein of 85 amino acids. NCBI's taxonomy places the organism in Eukaryota, Metazoa, Chordata, Mammalia, Rodentia, Muridae.
UCACUUCCGGUGCGGCGGCGCAGCUUUCCCGGAGUUGGUGCUGGAGAGCGCUGAAUCUCGAGACGCCUGGCAGUGGUGCCUUGGGCCAUGGCCUCCGACCUGGGCUUCUCACCUCCCGAGGUGCCUGAGCCCACCUUCUUGGAGAACCUGCUGCGGUAUGGACUCUUCCUGGGAGCCAUCUUCCAGCUCAUCUGUGUCCUGGCCAUCAUUGUACCCAUUCCCAAGUCCCACGAGGCGGAGGCAGAGCAGUCUGAGCCCAGAAGUGCAGAGGUGCCGAAGAAGCCCAAGGCUGCCAUCCCUUCCACCACCAAGAGGCCGAAGAAGGAGACAAAGAAGAAGCGGUAGACCCAGAGGCCCGGGAGCCCAAGGCUGUAGCCCUCCUGGGAACCCGCAUCCUGUUUGCUCUCACAGAUUGUCUCUGUCCUUGGCUCAGGGUCUGAGAGGACUGAAACUCCCUCUGACGACAGAGCUCUGAACAGUCCCUAGGCUCCAGCUGUGCAGACCACCGCCUUGCCUCCGCUUCCUUCUCUCUGUGGUGCACAAGAGAUUCCCGAGAGCAAAUACUGCCCCGAGGGUUCCAUAGUCAGGUCAGGCUCACAGAGCAAAGUAUUCACAUUAAUCCUGGAGUCCAGUGGGCUCGAGACCUGAGCCUCACUACAGCGGGGGAAUUGUUGCCCAAGGCUGCAGACACACCCUCUCCCAUUGCUUGGGCCACUUUUGUCUUUUGUGCACACAGAACUUCACACAUGUUCAAGUCUGGAUGCAUGGCUGUGCAGUCUGAGCCAGCCACUUCAGCAGCCAGGUCCUGAAGAUGUUGGGGGUUGGGGGGUGAGGGGGGCGGACUGUAGAAGGCCUGGGCCCAGUGGCGCCUCCAGGGGAAGGUGCAGCUGAAUGAGGCCAGAUUUCCUAGGCACAGACUGUAAGCCUUUGAAGCAGGCUUGUCCCUUUCACACCAACCUCCUUCUAACCCAGUUACCAUUCAAAGUGCCUUUGACUUCAACCAGUCCUCCCCACAUCUCGCAUUCCCUAACCAGUGAAGGAAAAUGAUGUGGAGAAGUCAAAGCAAAUAAAGUGUCCUGCAUGCUGA